AUUCUUCAUCGUGCUGCUGAACCAUGUCAUCGCGUGUCUGUGGUACCUGAUUGGCAAGGAGACGCUAGACUCGGAGAUGGUCAACUGGAUUCAGGAGGGGAAAUACGAGGACGAGGACCAGACCUACAAGUACUUCACAUCCCUCCACUGGGCCCUGACUCAGUUCACGCCCGCCUCGAUGAACGUGAGUGCUACCAAUGUCUACGAGCGGAUUUUCUCCAUCGCCGUGCUUUUCUUCGCCAUGGUGGCGUUUUCGUCCAUUGUGGGAGGCGUGACGGCCUCCAUGACCCAGCUGCAGAACUUGCGAAGCAACCACAUGAAGCAGUUCUGGAUCCUGCGCCGCUAUCUGAAGCAGAAUGGUGUCGGCAAGGAGCUACAGUUCCGCAUCGAGAAGUUCCUUGAGUAUCAAACGGCCAAGGAGGCGGAGCACGUGCAGCCAGCCAUGGUUGCACACCUCGCGAAGCUGUCUCAGCCGCUGAAGAACGAGUUGCAGUACACCAUCAUGGUGCAGUGGCUGCGCGGCCACCCCUUCUUCUCCAAGAUCUGUACCCACAUGCCAAGCUUCAUGCACAAGCUCUGCAGCACGGCCAUCAAGGAGAAGGUUCUGGGCAGCGGAGACAUCGUCUUUGAGGCUGGAGAGGAGUGCAAUCAAGUCUACUUCCUCAGUGCUGGCUUGAUCCUCGAGUACACGCACAUUCGGGAGACAGCGGAGACAUCCAAUAGGCUGCACUCGAAGCAAUG
Messenger RNA from Symbiodinium necroappetens, 741 nucleotides. The record is from the annotation of a GenBank genome assembly. Lineage: Eukaryota; Dinophyceae; Suessiales; Symbiodiniaceae.